This is a messenger RNA of Clunio marinus, 183 nucleotides long. NCBI's taxonomy places the organism in Eukaryota, Metazoa, Arthropoda, Insecta, Diptera, Chironomidae. The record is from the annotation of a GenBank genome assembly.
AUGUUUGAACGAAUAUCAAACUUCAGACUCAUUAAACUUCAAUUACCGGUUUUCACUCUAAACACUUUGUCGAUGUCGAGAUACGGAUUUAGUCAAGCACAAUUGGAAGUGGAAACGUUAAUAACAAUUAAAUGCUUCAGUGAUAUGCCAGCAAAUCUAAUUGAUUUGGAUGUUCAUAUUUAA